Staurois parvus is the source of this 239-nucleotide messenger RNA. Lineage: Eukaryota; Metazoa; Chordata; Amphibia; Anura; Ranidae. The record is from the annotation of a GenBank genome assembly.
AACAGCUACUCUCCUGCAGAAGUGAGUCAAUGACAGAUACAAUUUCUGGGCAGCAGGGGCGGACUGACAACUCAUGGGGCCCCCGGGCAAUAGGGGAUCAUGGGGCCCCUCAGUCCUUGCCCAAACUCAAAAAAGCCUAUGAAAAAGGUUCCAAGGGCAUCUCAUGGGGUCCCCUACUGACCCCGGGCCCUCGGGCAGUGCCCAAGUUUCCAAAUGGUCAGUCCGCCCCUGGUCAGCAG